This is a messenger RNA of Brettanomyces bruxellensis, 807 nucleotides long. RefSeq lists its product as uncharacterized. The transcript has a single exon. Gene Ontology annotation, cellular component: nucleus; proteasome regulatory particle, lid subcomplex; cytosol. Gene Ontology annotation, biological process: proteasome-mediated ubiquitin-dependent protein catabolic process. The record is from RefSeq and is a predicted model, not a curated record. The coding region runs from base 1 to 807 and encodes 268 amino acids. Lineage: Eukaryota; Fungi; Ascomycota; Pichiomycetes; Pichiales; Pichiaceae.
AUGUCGUUGGAGAAACUCACUACGGAAUUAACAGCCCAUUUUAAGCAAAACGAGUACCAAACAUGUGUGAAGCUGCUUACACCGAUUAGAGUGGAAUUAGUGAAGAAUGGGCUUUUAGUGCCAACUAUAGACGCACGCAUUAAUCCAAAUGACAUGGUGAUCACGAGAUCGAUCCUCGAGAUCGGCGCUUUGGCAUCGAUAAACACGAAGAAUGCAUCCGAAUUCUCCAAUUACAUAACUUUACUCAAGCCUUUCUACAACUUACCCGAGGAGGUCAUCCCUACAUCUGCAAACAGAAACAAGCUCCUUAGUCUUUACCUCUUGCUUUUAUUGACACAGGACGGGCUUGCCUCUUUUCAUGUUGAACUUGAAAAGUUCCAGAACUUUGGACAGUCGGUCGAUGAGAUGGAGAAAGACGAAUUUCUACAGGUGCCGAUCAAAUUUGAGAAAUGGAUCAUCGAUGGCGACUUUAACAAAGUGUAUGAGGCCCUUUCUUUGAAGCACAAGUUCCCAUGCAAGGAGUUCAACUUUUUCGAGUCGGAUCUUUUGAGUUCUAUCCAGUUAAACAUCGCCGAAAGUCUUCAGUCAGCCUACAAGAAUCUUCCACUUGAAAAUUUGAAGAUGCUUCUUUUCCUCAAGUCCAACGAGGAGGCCAACAGUUUCAUCACAGAAUUUGGCUGGACGCUUCACAAUGGAACUGUGUACUUUGCCAAAAAGCAGAAAGUGCUCGAGGAGGAGAUUACAGAUGAAAAACUCAUCAUCAAGAAUGCGUUGGGUUACGCUAGAGAGAUGGAGAGCAUCAUAUGA